Messenger RNA from Microtus oregoni (creeping vole), 2106 nucleotides. RefSeq names its product potassium voltage-gated channel interacting protein 4 (gene Kcnip4). Gene Ontology annotation, biological process: regulation of potassium ion transmembrane transport. NCBI's taxonomy places the organism in Eukaryota, Metazoa, Chordata, Mammalia, Rodentia, Cricetidae. The transcript is spliced from 9 exons. The coding region runs from base 447 to 1199 and encodes 250 amino acids. The record is from RefSeq and is a predicted model, not a curated record. Gene Ontology annotation, molecular function: calcium ion binding; potassium channel regulator activity. Gene Ontology annotation, cellular component: voltage-gated potassium channel complex.
CUCAAAAAGAGCCCUGCUUAGCCUUAAACUGCUUCGGGUAUCUUUUUGGGUGCAUCUGUUCUGUCACCUGAGGCGCCUCUACAGCCCCCUCCACUUUCUCCUUCGGUGACUUGGCGGCAGGUGGCAGAGGCGGUGCCAAGCUUGCCAGGGGCGGGGGGCGCCUCGCUCUGUCUGGCGGUACAGCGCCCAGGCUUCUCAGCGGCGGGCGUCCUGGCCCCCACCACCCGCGCAUCCCUGCCACCCAGUGCAGCACAGCGCCCCCGGCGCCCCCCGCCGGCCUCCGCCCGCACCUGCAGCGGCUCCGCGCGCCCUGCCCGCCGCCGCCGCCUCCAGCUCUUGGUCGCCCAGGACAGAGAGGCUGUGCGCACCGGUGCCAGACCCAUCGCCAGCCGCCCCUGGGCCAGUGGACUCUAAGAGUACCGCUCUCGAACCCAGCGUACCCCAAGAUGAACGUCAGGAGGGUGGAAAGCAUCUCGGCUCAGCUGGAGGAGGCGAGCUCCACAGGCGGUUUCCUCUACGCUCAGAACAACACCAAGCGCAGCAUUAAAGAGCGGCUCAUGAAGCUCUUGCCCUGCUCAGCUGCCAAAACGUCGUCUCCUGCUAUUCAAAACAGCGUGGAAGAUGAACUGGAGAUGGCUACGGUCAGGCAUCGGCCUGAAGCGUUGGAACUGCUGGAAGCCCAGAGCAAAUUCACCAAGAAAGAGCUUCAGAUUCUUUACAGAGGGUUUAAAAACGAAUGCCCUAGUGGUGUUGUUAAUGAAGAAACCUUCAAGGAGAUUUACUCGCAGUUCUUUCCACAGGGAGACUCCACAACAUAUGCACAUUUUCUGUUCAAUGCAUUCGAUACGGACCACAAUGGCGCUGUGAGUUUUGAGGAUUUCAUCAAAGGUCUUUCCAUUUUGCUUCGGGGAACAGUACAAGAAAAACUCAACUGGGCAUUUAAUCUGUAUGAUAUAAACAAAGACGGCUACAUCACUAAAGAAGAAAUGCUGGACAUAAUGAAAGCAAUAUAUGACAUGAUGGGGAAAUGCACAUAUCCUGUCCUCAAGGAAGACGCUCCCCGACAGCAUGUGGAGACAUUUUUCCAGAAGAUGGACAAAAAUAAAGAUGGUGUUGUUACCAUAGAUGAGUUCAUUGAAAGUUGCCAAAAAGAUGAAAACAUCAUGCGCUCCAUGCAGCUCUUUGAAAACGUGAUCUAACGUGUCAGCACAUCCUCCGCUGAAGAGGCCAAUGUGAACUACUCUACACACUUACAAGUUGGAGCCACCACUUCUAGCAUAGAUUGCUCAGCUGUACACUGAAGCAGAUUAUGCAAACAGCUUUGUUUUAAUAUAAAACAACCCCCCCCCAAGAUUUAAGUUUUCCAGUUAUCAAUCUGCAUCAUCUCUGCACCAUCACUGGGGUCAUGAAAUGUGCUAACUCGUUUCAUCCUCUGAGGCUAUUCAAAAGGCACAGAAUCUGGAACAGUUUUGAUCCUUAGCCACGUGGUCCUGAGGCUUUCACAGGCCAGUGAUUUUAAAACACAAGUGGGUUUUCCUACUCAUUUGUAUGUAUUCAGUCCUGGAUUUUAAAUGGUUUUCUAAAAUAAUUACAUCGGCACUUAAUUUCCAGAAAGCCAAUGAACUUUCAUUUAAUUCGAAUUAUCUAACACUGAAAAAUAAACAAAGAUUAUUGCAAUUAAAAAAAGACCAAAAACACAGUCCCAAUUUCUAUGGCUUCUCCACCUGCUAAUGUUAACGACAUUAAUGUAUUUGGCAUUUUUUAAGAACACCUAAAAACUUAGUUUAUUGUCAGAUGUUAGCAUAUACCUAACAAAAUUAUUUUAGUAUAUAUUAAUUUUUCCAUAUUAAGGCCAAGGCUCUAUAUAAUCCCUGUUACUUUGGACCUGUUUGAUCUUAUAUGUAGACUGUUUUGUACUGUGUCAUGAAGUAGAAAUUUAAAGUGUCAAACAAUCCAAGGAUGUUUACAGAUUUGUAAAGGGUCCAGAUGUCUGUCCUCCACUACCUAGUAAUGCUUCCUAGCAAGUAACCCAAACAGCAGCAAAGGGCAAUUCUAGACACACCCAAACACCCUAAUGAUCUCACAGCAUGUUUAUUAUAAGCCAUU